AUGGUGCCCCAGGAAAGGUGCUACUACGAGUGUCGUGACGUCGACAAUGACAGCGUGGCGAAUCAAGCAGGCUUACGAAUCGGUGAUCGUGUAGAUGGCUACAACGAGUACUAUCAACCAGGUCACAUAAAGACUCACGUGUGGGGAGACAACACGCUGGACCAGCUGAAGUGUAAGGAUGUCGGCACAUUGGUAAUACUAUUUGUCAGCAAGCAAGUGGUGCUUGCGAAUGAUGAAGAGCAGCGCCACAUGAAGAAACGCAUGGAGUUUAUCUCCUCGCGCAAGUCCACCCUGAAGAAACAUAAUCGCAUGGGUGAAUUACCUAAGUUCGUCCAGAAGUGGGAUAUGAACAACAAUCUAGUUCUCUCUCCACUUAAACGUUUGAAGCCCCACUUACAUGAAGAGGAGAGUGCUACCAGUGAGGACGGCCUGCAACUCUCUACCGAGAAAAUGCCAACACCGGAUGAAGACAGCUUCGUCAAAUUGCUACGAGCAUCGCAACCUGAAGAAACGUUAACCGAUUUGAAUCGGAGCGAAGAACCGCAGACAGCAGAUACGAUGAUGUUACGCACUGACUCGACGACUCAAUCAAGCAAUUCAUUCUCGCGAUCAUUAGAAAAUCUGAGCUGA
Molecule: messenger RNA, 630 nt
Organism: Phytophthora nicotianae INRA-310
Lineage: Eukaryota; Oomycota; Peronosporomycetes; Peronosporales; Peronosporaceae
Exons: 2
Coding region: 1-630 (209 amino acids)
Source: RefSeq, a predicted model, not a curated record